UUGCUGACGACGCCGACUUUAGUUUCUCAUCGCCGUCUCUUCGUUUGUAUCUUCUAUCUGUGUGCGUGUGUGCGUGUGUCUCGCUGCCUGUGUGUGUGUGUGUGUAUGUGCGCGGGCGCUUAGUGCGUCAUCACUCUAGCAGCUACAUUGUGCAAUCGAACAGAAAAAAAACAACAGCAACAACAACAGCAACACCAACAAUAAUGAAGAAAAUGCCAAUGCUGCCAGCGCUGAUGUUGACGGCGCUGCUCUGGUGCUGCUGCCKCCUGCAGUGCACAUUGGCAAUUGAGUGUUACGUAUGCGAUGCGAGCGACACGAAGAAUCCGUUCCAGUGUGGCGAAUGGUUUGAUCGCUUCGAUCAGCCCGACAUCCAGCCACAGAACUGUUCGAGCGUCCAUGGCGCCACGUUCUGUGUGAAGCAUGUGGGCCGCUUCGAGGGCGGCAUUGGGGCGAAACGUUUCUGCAGCUCCAAGGAUUUGGGCAACUAUUGUGACUAUGUGCGCAAUAAGGGCGAUCGCAUGGAUUAUCGCAGCUGCAUCUACACCUGCGAUACGGAUGGCUGCAAUCACUCCAAUCAAUUGGCCAGCAGCAGCAGCGUGUGGGGUGUGGCGCUAGCGCUAGCGCUGCUCACGCGGACAGUCUGGCAACGCUGCUGAGAGCGGACAAGAGAGCGGCAGAGCGAGAGCGAGAGAGCGUAGCUUAAACAGAGCUUUGUAAACAAAGCGGACAAACAAACAGCAAACAGCAUGUUGUUGGCUUUGAUUACUUAUGCGUUUUAUAUUUGUUUUUUCUUCUCGUCUUCUUCUUCUUCAAUUUUUUUAUACAAACAAAAAUGUAAUUUUUUUUUUUUUUU
Messenger RNA from Drosophila arizonae, 853 nucleotides. It is a transcript of the gene bou, whose product is annotated as glycosylphosphatidylinositol anchored membrane protein boudin. The record is from RefSeq and is a predicted model, not a curated record. Lineage: Eukaryota; Metazoa; Arthropoda; Insecta; Diptera; Drosophilidae.